CUAACAAAAAGCCUAAGCAUAACUUCAGUUGACCAAUCAAUGUUUGAAAAAGCACAAGGAGAGAAAGUUACAUUGCCAUGUACUUUUGUACUCUCAGAAGAAGAUGAAGGCCCGCUAGAUAUUGAGUGGGUAUUAAUACCAACAGAUAAUCAAAAGAAGGAACAAAUAAUAAUUAUGUAUGCUGUCGACAGGAUUUAUAAUCACUAUUAUGCUGCUAUGACUGGGCGGAUGCAGUUUACUAAUCCUGAUCCCAGAUCUGGUGAUGGUUCAUUGGAUAUCCUGAAUUUAAAGUCAGCAGAUACUGGCACAUACCAGUGCAAAGUGAAGAAGGCUCCUGGAGUUCAAAGCCAGAAAAUACAGUUGACUGUACUAGUAAAGCCAGCAAGAACUAAAUGUUCCAUUGAAGGACCACAGGAGAUUGGAAGAGACAUUAUCUUGAAAUGUGCAUCACAAGAAGGGUCCCCACUUUUGUCUUAUGACUGGAGAAGAGUGUCUGGCACACAGGAACUUCCUGCCACUUCCACGCUGAAUAAAAAUACAGGGGAGCUUCUCUUGAAAAAUGCCUCUCAAGACUAUUCUGGUGCAUACAGUUGUGUUGCCUCCAACAGAGUUGGCACGGAUGAAUGUUCUAUUGAGCUGAAUGUCACACCUCCUAUAAAUACAGCUGGAAUAAUUGCUGGAGCUAUUAUAGGAACUCUGCUGGGUCUUUCUGUACUCAUUUUUCUCGUCUUCUGUUGCUGUAAGAAACAUAGAGAGAAGAAAUAUGAGAAAGAAGUACAUCAUGAGAUAAGAGAAGAUGUUCCUCCUCCAAAUAGUCGCAGUUCAACAGCCCGCAGCUACAUAGGCAGCAAUCGUUCUUCUCUGGGUUCAAUGUCUCCUUCAAAUAUGGAAGGAUAUACCAAAACUCCAUAUAGCCAAGUCCCAAGCGAAGACUUUGAACGUCCUUCUGGUCAAAACCCAGCCUUUGCACCUUCAAAGGUAGCUGCACCUAAUUUAAGUAGAAUGGGAGCUGUUCCUGUGAUGAUUCCAGCACAAAGCAAAGAUGGGUCCAUAGUAUAA
Messenger RNA from Egretta garzetta (little egret), 1059 nucleotides. RefSeq names its product CXADR Ig-like cell adhesion molecule (gene CXADR). Gene Ontology annotation, biological process: homotypic cell-cell adhesion. Gene Ontology annotation, cellular component: basolateral plasma membrane; bicellular tight junction; intercalated disc. The transcript is spliced from 6 exons. The coding region runs from base 40 to 1059 and encodes 339 amino acids. The record is from RefSeq and is a predicted model, not a curated record. Lineage: Eukaryota; Metazoa; Chordata; Aves; Pelecaniformes; Ardeidae. Gene Ontology annotation, molecular function: cell adhesion molecule binding.